This is a messenger RNA of Sorghum bicolor (sorghum), 2415 nucleotides long. RefSeq names its product translation initiation factor IF-2. The coding region runs from base 215 to 1969 and encodes 584 amino acids. The record is from RefSeq and is a predicted model, not a curated record. Lineage: Eukaryota; Viridiplantae; Streptophyta; Magnoliopsida; Poales; Poaceae. The transcript is spliced from 7 exons.
AAAAAGUUUACACAGGCACUCGGCUGCGUGCGGCGGAACAGAGCAAAGCUUGCGAGGGAAUGUAGAGAGGAACCGAGGCCCGCGGCGAAAUCCAUCCACGCGCCAUUUUUAAUCGCGCUCUUCCCGCAAACCCCCCAGUUCCGCUCCACAUUGCCCUGCUCCCCCACUCCAACUGGCGUCUGCUUGCCCGGGGAAUGCGACCGCGCGCCAGAGCAUGCCCCGCCCGGAGCCCGAGCUAGGGUUCCCCGCUGCCCCCACCGCCCCCGCCCGCGCGUCCAAGCCGCCGCCGGAGCGCCGCCGUAAGAAGCAGCCGCCGACGAGGCGGAGGCGACCGCCCGGUGCCGCACCGGUGGGGCCGGGACCACGCGGCGCGGCCGAUCCAGAUCCGGCGCACUCCUCCGCGCUGCUGCCCUUUCCCAGCGGCGGCAGCGGCUUCGCCUCGCGGGGCACGGUUGCGCCAGACGAGGAAGAGGGGGGAGACGCCGCGAGCUCGGCUGAAUCGGAGGAAGUGGCAGAGGCAACAAAUGAUUCGUUCUCCUACUCAUUAAGAGAGUGCCAGAAGCAGCGGCGGCUUAAGUCAGAGAGGUCUGCACUGGUGCGGCCACCGGCCUCGCAUGAGCUCAAUAGUGCCGGAGGUAUUGAGCUGCUAGUGCUCUCGCCGAGGUGCUUGAUUGGGGGUAACCCGGGAGGAAUGAGCAAGAGCUCAACGACAUCAUCCCGGAGCAGAUCAGGCACAGGCACGUUCCCAAGCCCUGGGACUCCGAACUACAACCGGCAUUGUGCAGGCAGCAUGCAGUACUCCAAGGGUUGGAGUUCAGAGCGCGUGCCACUGGGCACUGGUAGCAAUAGAAGGUAUGGGGGCAGUGGGGUUGUGCUUCCGUUUAACAAUGGGAGGAAGCUGCCAUCGAAAUGGGAGGAUGCGGAGAAGUGGAUCCUAAGUCCGGUUUCAUGUGAUGGUAUGGGAAGGAUGUCUGCACCGGCUCCGCAUCAUAGACGGCCCAAGUCGAAGAGUGGGCCACUUGGCCAUCCAGCUGGCAUUCCGGGGGCUUAUGCGGCUGUUUCACCGCUUGUUCCUUGCUUUGAUGGUGUGCUGGCAGCAGCUAAUUUCGCAGCGCAUUCACCUUUCUCUGCUGGGGUUCUCAUACCAGAGCAUGGGCGCAUUGGCGACUUCAGCAGCGGAAGAGGCAGAUGUGGUGAUGAUGGUAGCAGCAGAUCCUACUCUGCUGAGAAGGAGCCAUAUAUAUUAAGAUCUGCAAGCAUACAUGCGUGGACAGAAACACUUAUGGAGGCAUCUGCUUUUGCUAAUAUCUCAGAAGAAACCGUGCAAGAUGAUAAACUGCAAGGCCAGACAGAAGAAACUUCCAUGAUUUCCAGUCCAAUCAUAAAGAAAGAUGUCGGCACACAGAUGAGUCCUGAGGAUAGUAUAUCAUCUUCUCCAAAAGCGAGGCAUUCCUGCUCCAGUCUGCCUUCAGGACAUCUGAUAAAAGAAGCAAAUAGUCAUAUACAUAAACCUGAAAUUAGGGACGUGCAGGUUGAUGACCAAGUAACUGUGACCCGGUGGUCCAAGCGACAUGUGACACGAGGCUCUGAUAAGAGGUCAACAAAUAUCGUUGAAUGGAGGAAGAAGACCGUUGAAACUCGAGCUCCAUCUUUUGAUGAAAAAGAAAGAGAAAGAUGCAUGUCAAAGUGCAAAAGGGAGGAAGCAAAGAUCACAGCUUGGGAAAAUCUACAGAAAGCAAAAGCAGAGGCAGCUAUUCGGAAGCUGGAGAUGAAACUUGAAAAGAAAAGAUCAUCGUCAAUGGACAAAAUUUUAGGCAAACUUCGCUCUGCUCAGAAGAAAGCACAAGACAUGCGAAGUGUAGUUUCUUCUAGUGAAGAUCAGUGUAGUACGAGGACAACCAAGAAGAAAUCUUCCUUUGUCAAAACUGGCAAGCCUUUCAGCUGCUGCUUUACCUACCGUGCUUGCUAGUUGUGGCACAGUUGGUGCCUCUGGAUCCAGCAAUGAAUAUAGUUCUAUUGAUACUAGCAGUGUCUAUCUUUCUCAAGAGCUCUUCUCAGGCUACAGUUAUGGAUGUGAAGUCAGUUGGAUUUUGACUACAUGGUCUAAUUGUCAAUGAGAUUUGCACAAUCUGAUGAACAAGAUAUCAUUAUGGAGCAGCAGAUGAAGAAAGUCAUUGAGCGAAAUCCACUCAUGUAGCUAAUGGCGUGGACUCCUGAAUACUGCAGUAUAGUCUGCGACAAUGAACUGUACACCCGGUAGAAAAAGUCCGUUUCAUGAGCUUCAUGCUAGUUAGAAUCUGAAUUGAGCUGAUAUUCAUCCCGCUUGAUGUGUAGCUUUCCUGGAAUUGUGUAUGUAACCCAAAUCAUGGGCCCAUUACACGUAAUGAAAAAAAGGUCAGGGCUGCGCCUUUAUAA